Molecule: messenger RNA, 2673 nt
Organism: Andrographis paniculata
Lineage: Eukaryota; Viridiplantae; Streptophyta; Magnoliopsida; Lamiales; Acanthaceae
Product: E3 ubiquitin-protein ligase WAV3
Exons: 2
Coding region: 313-2487 (724 amino acids)
Source: RefSeq, a predicted model, not a curated record
ACACCAAAGGUCAGCUCACGUCUCUCCAUUUGUCCCUGUCUCUCUCUCUCUCUCUCUCUCUCUCUCUCUCUAUCCAUUCAUUCAUUCAUUCAUUCAACCUCUACAAUCUCUCCCAUGCCCGCCCGCACCUCAUUCUAAAUUCCUCUCUCUACUCUCCCCCUUCUUCUUCUUCGCUGCAGAUUUCAUUUUUUAUCUUUUCUUCAGGAUUCCGCCAUUUUCGUCGUUCUCGGAGGUGAUUUUUGGCCUGCAGAAGAAAGCGUUUUAAAAAGGGGGAAAAAAAAGAAAAAGCGUGUUUCUGAGCUUCCUUAAGAAAUGGGGAGUAAAUGGCGGAAGGUGAAAGUCGCCUUAGGGUUAAACCUCUGCGUAUAUACGCCGCGGAAUCAUGCCGUUGCUGAUGACGCCGACGACGACGCCGACACGCCGCCGCCCUCCGGACGCCGCUCCGACGCCGCCCUGCUGUCGCCUCCCGGCGAUUGGACCUCGGCUCCGUCCACUCCGGCUUCGAAUCGCCUCAGGCUUUCCAAAAGCUUGAGUAGAUCUUCUUCCAAGAAAACAUGUUCGAUAUGCUUGGGAUCGAUCCGGCGAGGCGACGGUCAGGCAAUAUUCACUGCAGAGUGCUGCCACACUUUCCAUUUCCAUUGUAUCGCCGCUAACGUCGAGCACGGCAGCCGCGUCUGCCCGGUUUGCCGUGCACAGUGGAAAGAAGUCCCGGCUACUCGUCCCGAUCCUCCUCUAGGACGAGCAAGAAUAAGCCCCGUCGAUUGGCCUCAGAUUAACAAUGAUCCAUUUCCCGUUGCGCAUCGAUUGCCGCCGCCGCGCUCAAAUUCUGCCCGACAGACCACUCUGCUGAAUCAGGCAACCGAGCCAGCAAUCUACAACGACGAUGAUCCGUUGGAUCACAAACCCGAUCCUGCCGAGACAACGAGUUCUUCCGACACGAAGCUUGUAGAUCACGACCAUUCGGCAAAGGUCGACGUCAAUACGUAUACGGAGGUCUCGUCUGUUCCGAGGUCGUCGCAGGUUGAUAAUUUUACUGUCUUGGUUCAUAUAAAGGCUCCUGUGUCGAAUUCUGGCAGGAAUGAUUCGAAUUUGGCGAUGGGAAGUCAUACGUCGCGGGCUCCCGUCGAUCUUGUUACGGUUCUUGAUAUCAGCGGAAGCAUGGCCGGCACGAAGCUUGCGUUGCUGAAACGAGCGAUGGGGUUCGUGAUACAAAAUCUCGGCCCGAACGAUCGGUUGUCGGUGAUCGCAUUCUCUUCGACGGCCCGCCGACUGUUUCAUCUCCGGAAAAUGUCUGAAGCCGGGCGACAGCUAGCGCUCCAUGCCGUUAAUUCGUUGGUCGCCAACGGCGGAACGAACAUCGCCGAAGGGUUGAGAAAGGGCGCGAAGAUCAUGGAGGAGCGACGGGAGAAGAAUCCCGUUUCGAGCGUGAUCUUGUUAUCCGACGGUCAAGAUACAUACACCGUAAGUAAUUUCAACGGUAAUCGGAACCAGCCGGAUUAUCAGAUGCUUCUACCGUUAUCGCUUCGCCCUGAUGCUUCCUCCGGGUUCAAGAUUCCCGUCCACGCGUUCGGAUUCGGCGCGGAUCAUGACGCGUUGUCGAUGCAUUCGAUAUCGGAGAUUUCGGGAGGGACGUUUUCGUUCAUCGAAACCGAAGGAGUGAUACAAGAUGCCUUCGCCCAGUGCAUUGGCGGGCUUUUGAGCGUCGUCGUUAAGGAUUUACGGGUCGAGAUCGAAUGCGAUCAUCCUACGACGAGGCUCGACUCGAUGAAGGUGGGGAGUUAUCCGAGCCACGUAACGCCCGAUCGACGGUCGGGAUGCAUCAACGUUGGCGAUCUUUACGCCGACGAGGAGAGGGACUUCUUGAUUGUGACGAACAUCCCGAUCGAAACAUCAAAAAGCGUCGAUACGCCGAUAUUGAAAGUGAAGUGUGUCUACAACAACCCUAUAUCGAAAGAGUCGGCAACCUCCGAAUACGAGCAUGUCCGGAUUGCGAGAACCGACGGGGACGCCCGAGGGGACGUUUCUAUUGAAGUCGACAGGCAACGGAAUCGAGUCCGAGCGGCGGAGGCGAUGGUGCAAGCGCAAUCCGCAGCCGAAAACGGAAGCCUUUCGGCGGCGGUCGAAAUCCUCGAGAAGAUGCGGAAACGGUUAUCGGAAACUGCAUCGGCGAAAUCGAACGAUCAGCUUUGCGUCGCCCUCGACGCUGAGCUGAAGGAGAUGCAGGAGCGAAUGGCGAGCCGACACGUGUACGAGGCGUCGGGGCGGGCGUACAUUCUGUCGGGUCUGAGCUCGCACUCGUGGCAGCGGGCGACGGCGCGCGGCGACUCGACGGACGGGUCGAGCCUCGUCCAGUCGUACCAAACGCCGUCGAUGGUCGAAAUGGUUUCGCGCUCUCAGGCGUCGUUGAUUGGCGGGGGCCCGGAUGUCCAGAGGCUUCUCCAGCCGGGGUGGUCGUUCGGCGGCGGCAGGCAGCCGAGGCCGAGGUAGUGCGACGGCGACGGCGGAGGAGGUAUGGAUGGGAUGAUGAUGACCUUUGUGGUUAGUUAUUUUGUCCUGAAAAUUUUCUUGAUUAUUAUUAUAUAUAUAUGUAUGUAUUUAUUUUGGUUUGGUGUUUGAAUUAUGUGAAGAAUAAUAGUGGUAAUAAGUGAGACCUAUGUAAAGGGAUUUGUAGUA